CGUCAUUUUGCAAGUUCUGUAUACAGCAACACUUAUUUCGGAGGCCACGUUCUCCAAACUCCUGUUAAAUACAUAAAAUAUUUGUUCGGUACCCAGCAUCGAUUUGUAUACAAACAAUGAAACCCCGAAACGCUUUAGUGUAAAUUAAACUACAAACGCAGAACGCCUGCGCACGCUGAAGGUCAGCGCGCGCAGCCGCACGAUUAUCUUCGCGUUGAUAACACGCAUUUCCGAAAAGCCUCCCUUAGACCUAAGUAAUCGAGAAGUCAUUACCACGUGACCCUUUCGUGGGGGGGAAAAAAGUUCUGCGAGGAGGCGCUCUGUUAUUGGCUAGCUUCGCGGCUGCGCGAUUCGGGACUCCUUGAGUCAUGCCUGGUUGGUCUCCGCGUUCUCCGUGGUGUAUAGGGAGGCGGAUCCUCGGGCUCUAAUGGUCUCGGGAUAGUGCAGGUUACCGUAACUGUAUUCCCCAGGACUCGUGGUUCAAAAGGCGCUCACCGCUGUUACUUGAAGUAUCUGCUUGGAGAUUGGCCGGUUCCCGGGCCCUUUCCCGCCCAGACAGCCCACGUUGAGAUAAAACCAUGGGGGUGAAAGUGCAACGUACUCGUUGUUUUUUUGACAUAGCCGUUAACAAUGUUCCUGCCGGAAGAGUUGUCUUUGAACUGUUUUCAGACGUUUGCCCAAAAACUUGUGAAAACUUUCGCUCCCUCUGCACAGGUGAAAGGGGAAUUGGAAAGAGCACACAAAAGCCAUUGCAUUACAAAAACUGCUUGUUUCAUAGAGUUGUGAAGGAUUUUAUGAUCCAGGGAGGAGACUUCAGUGAAGGUAAUGGAAGAGGUGGAGAAUCCAUUUAUGGAGGGUUCUUUGAAGAUGAAAACUUCUCUGUUCAGCACAACAAAGAAUUCCUACUCUCUAUGGCCAAUAGAGGAAAGGACACAAAUGGAUCACAAUUUUUUAUAAUAACUAAACCUACACCUCACUUGGAUGGGCUUCAUGUUGUUUUUGGCCAAGUAAUUUCUGGACAAGAUGUUGUGAGGGAGAUUGAGAAUCAAAAAACAGAUGCAUCCAGCAAACCAAGUGUAGAAAUUAGCAUACAGAAUUGUGGAGAGCUUGUCCAGAAAUCUAAAGCCAAGAAAGAGAGGAAAAGACAUAAAUCCUCCUCAUCGAGUGACUCUGAAGACUCCAGCGCCUCUGAUUCAUCAUCUGACUCAUCCUCUGAUUCCAAAAGUGAGGAUGAAGAAAAGUCAAAAAAGAAAAAAAGGAAACACAAGAAAAAUUCCAAAAAGCAGAAAAAGGAGAAAGGGAAGAGGAAAAAAGCUAAGAAAAGCCCUGAUGAAGAUCAAAAUGAGGAUCAGGAACUCCAGGUGACCUCUACUGUCCGUCCAGAGGAGAUCCCAACAAUACCUGAAAACAAGUUUUUAAUGAGAAAAAGCCCUGAAAGAACAGAUGAGAAAGAAAGCCAAAGGAAUGACAGGGAAAGGGAGCGUGAUAGCAACAUGCAAGCAUCCCUUUACCAGAGGAGGUUAUUGGUAACCAGAUCUGGAAGAAAAAUCAAGGGAAGGGGACCUAGACGUUACCGCACUCCUUCCAGAUCUAGGUCAAGAGAUCGCUUUAGGAGAAGUGAGACACCUCCACAUUGGAGGCAAGAAAUGCAAAGAACGCAGAGAAUGCGCUAUUCUAGUGGAGAACGCUGGAUCAAAGGAGACAAGAGUGAAAUGAAUGAUAAGGACAAUCAGAAAAGCCCAGUGAGAGGAAGGGAGCGGAAGUCAUCUGAUCAGAUGCCAGUAUCCGAAAGCCCCAGCAAAAGAGGAGAUCUGGAAAAACAAAAAGAUCCUAAAUCAGCAAGCAAAGAGAGAGAGGUGAAGAAAGAUACUGAAAAGGAUGAAAGACCGAAUAAAAACCGAAGCAGCAAAAGGACAAAGUCUGAAAGACGAAGUGAAAGUAAAGAAAACUCAAAAAGUAAUAAAGAUUCCAAACACGGCAAACAUGAUGUGAAAGCAAGAUCAAAAAGCAAAGAACGAGUGCAUGAAAAAGAAAAGGAAAAGAACUCUAGUGAUAAAGCUAAAGAAAAGGAUAGGAGCAAAAGCAAAGAGCGGAUGAAACCCUCUUCAUCAAAAAGUGAGAGGGCAAAAAGCAAGGAGAAAGAUAAAACCAGAGAACGGCAGGGAAAAUCAAGGAGUAGGGAAAGAGAAUCUACUAGAACUAAGCAUGACUCCAAUAGCAGGGCUAAAGAGCGCAGCAAAAGUAGAGAGAAUAGCCGAAGAGCAAGGUCCAGAAGCAGAGACAAUACCCGUACCAGAAGUCGGGAUCAUGCUAAAAGCAAAGAUAGAGACAAUAAAAGGAGGGGAAGGUCCAGAAGCAGAGACAGAAAAGGAACUCCAGACAAGUCCAAGAAUAAAGAAAGCAAGAGCAGGGCUGACUCGAACGAUUCCAGCAAGAGUCAAAGUAAGAAUAAAGAUUCCCUUCGAAAAGGUGAAAGCAAACAUUCUCAUAAAUCUAGUGAUCAUGAAAGCCAUAAAAGAAGGCACUCUAAGAGCAGCAGCCCAGAGAACAAACAUUCAAAAAAAGGUAGGGAACACGAUAGAAGUCCAGACUCCACAAACAUACAUGGCAAAGACCGUGAAGAGCGAUCUUCUACCCAUAAAAAUAGGGAUAAAGAUAAAACAAGGAAAUCUUCCCAUGAUGACAAAGAGUUGAGGAAAAAAUCCAGGAGCCGGGACAGGGAUUUAUCCAGUAUAAAAGAUAAGAAAAACAAUCCUUCAAGUCCUGCAAGUGCCGAGAAAUGAAGUGUAAAUAAUAUUUUAGUUCCAUUCUCUGUAUUUUUUUUUUUUUUUUUUUUUUUAGAAGAUGUACGUACACUGAGGGAUAUCUUUGUUUUCUUUUCUGUUAUGUCAUACUGGACUUUAGUUUCACCUUUUUUCAUAAGCCUCAAUCUGGAACGUUUGUAUUGCAGAUGUUUUAAUAAACUUUCAAUGAAAAAGAAA
This is a messenger RNA of Xenopus laevis (African clawed frog), 2981 nucleotides long. It is a transcript of the gene ppig.S, whose product is annotated as peptidylprolyl isomerase G (cyclophilin G) S homeolog. The record is from RefSeq and is a predicted model, not a curated record. Gene Ontology annotation, molecular function: peptidyl-prolyl cis-trans isomerase activity; isomerase activity; cyclosporin A binding. The transcript is spliced from 13 exons. Gene Ontology annotation, biological process: protein folding. Gene Ontology annotation, cellular component: nucleoplasm; mitochondrion; cytoplasm. Lineage: Eukaryota; Metazoa; Chordata; Amphibia; Anura; Pipidae. The coding region runs from base 579 to 2783 and encodes 734 amino acids.